ACGGUGCUUCAAGGCUGACCCGGUAUAGGUACUUAUUACAUCAAGUCUCGUUAAGAGAUGUCCAUUCACUCGUACCGCUAGAUGACCAGUAUGGUUCGCGCAGCUCGCGGCGGCCAGAUUGGCCCCGUAUCACGGUGCGGAGGUGCCAGUGAACGACCGGCAAAACUCACUAAAAAAUGUGUCCAACGUAUCGGUUCCAUGCAAUGAAACGUCGAAUCGUGUAUGGCCAGGUUUGAUCACAAUGGCAGCGCUUGUCCGUCUUAAACGUGGCAGCGUCCAGUUGAGACAUGCGGCGCUUGAAAUGAAAGCUGCUGUACGAGCGCGACACAUCGUUGCUGCGCUUGUUGCAGUCGGAUUCGCUCUUUGCGGCGCGGUGGAAGUAAGCUCUUCGGUUGCAUUGCUCGCAAAUCAAAAAGACAAUCAUGCUAUCAUCGACACAUCGUGGCACUGCGACAUGCUGGUCAAUGUCAGCAGUCGGAAUCGAACGGAAGACUUUGAAGUCAUACUUUUGGAGUUGCCACCAGAAGAACGCACGGAAUCUAUAAUGAGAGAGGCAUUUUUAUGGGGCCAAGUUGCUGGCCCAAUUCUAGGGGGAUGCUUGGUUUGGGGAAGAUCAGGACCGUCUAUGGCGUUCUCUCGUGCCGUUCUUAGCGCCUGUUUAGCAUCUUUGCUAGUGCCAGCUGCGUGGAGAGGUCCGUUUCAUGUAGCGCUUCGUCUGUUUCAGGGAUUAUGUACAGGAGCAACAAUGCCUGCUGCUCACAUGCUCGCGAUGACCUGGUUUAAGAGCAAUCAUAGAAGCUGGUACUUCAGUUGUUACGCUGCUGUUAGCGUUGGAUACUGCCUAACAGGUUGGUUAGGAACAGCCGUUGUUCGAAGUUUCGGUCGAGACUCUCUUUGCUACGGUCUCGUUAUCAUUGCACUUUGUUGGUACUUCGCUUUCGGUCGAUUCGUUAAGGACACUCCCAAGUCUUACCAGCACGAUACAAAUGCAGCUGUCAUCCCAUGGGGUAAGUUGCUGCGUUCAGUACCGGUUUGGGCGUCCGCAGUGGCAACUAUGGGUAACCAAUGGGGAGAUGCAACUCUGGCUCUUGGUAUGACGAAGUACUUGAAACUGAUCUAUGGGUUUUCUACAGCCAAUGAUUCUGUUCUGACGACGUUACCCCAUAUUGGUCAUUUCAUGGCAGCUCUAACAUGCGGUUUACUCGUGGAUCACGUUCGCGAAUCUAAAAUAGUUUCCACGACCACUGCAAGAAAGUUGGUCGUUUACACUGCUCAUUUCAUCCCAGCAGCUUUACUUUUCGUCGCCGGUUAUGCCGGUUGCCAAGCCUUAGGUGCAGCAUGGCUGGGUAUUGCCGCUCUCCUCGUUUCUGGGACUGCACCAGCAGGUGCACUGGCUGCAAUAGCAGAUCUGGCGCCUGUAGAGUCUCCUGCCUGUGCAGCAGCAGCGUGUGCAUUAUGCUCUACUCUAGGAGCAGCGGGAUUGCUAGCUGCUAAUUACUUUGUUACUCAGGCACUUCAUGGCUCUAUCGCAGGCUCGUGGCGACUAGUUUUCGGCGUCGCUUCUGUCGUUUUGUUGUCGACCGCUGCAGUCUUCCUGGCUCUCGGGAAAGGCACCCCGCAGCCAUGGAUUCCUUCCGUCGCUCGGCCGCGAAGUCACGACGCGAUUUAUGAGCAGGAAUCCUCCGAACUCGACUACGAGGAUGCGGCCGUGCAAACGGAACCAUUCAGUCCUUUCCCGGCGGAAGACGACGUCGAAAGUGUAAAGAAUGCGCCACCGACCGCUCAAAACUCUCGUUAACUUCCAAUUAAAUUCAUGCUCGUUAUUAAAAAUCCUUUUACUUAUGGAGUACAACAGAACGUUUCGUCGUGAGAGAAUAUUACUGUGAGAGUGUAGCACAAAUCUUUUAUAAUGGGAGAAUAUUGCUGGAAGAAUGACGCGGUUGCAAAUUGCACGUGUUUCCUAUGACCGCAGGUUUUCUUCCUUGCAAAUACUAUCAAUGUUUGUAAUAUUUUAUGUAUAAAAUGUCUAGACCAAUACGAAUAAACGUGAA
This is a messenger RNA of Nomia melanderi (Alkali bee), 2051 nucleotides long. RefSeq names its product sialin. Gene Ontology annotation, biological process: monoatomic anion transport; transmembrane transport. Gene Ontology annotation, molecular function: transmembrane transporter activity. Gene Ontology annotation, cellular component: membrane. Lineage: Eukaryota; Metazoa; Arthropoda; Insecta; Hymenoptera; Halictidae. The record is from RefSeq and is a predicted model, not a curated record.